CUGAAGAAGGUUGUUGGGUCGUCGCGACAGUGAUUGUAAACAGAUGAUAAAGCAUAAUAACAUGCUAAACAACAUUCUUAGAAUCGAUUUUCACAUGCUACUUCCAGGUACAUCUCUGAGCCAUUGAUUGAGCAUCAGGAGAAAUGGAGGGGGAUUUGAUGGAUGAAGUGUAUGGUGACCUCAGCCAAGACCACCAUAACACCACAGCAGCUUUCAAUGAAGAUUCUGUGGAUAUUUAUUUUGGUUUAGAAAGUCCAAAGAUGAAUUCAAAUUCAGAAAGGAACUACACACUCCUCUCACCACAGAAUCUGAAAUAUAUGGACUUAUAUGAAGAAAUCAUAACAGAGGAACAGCAGGAUAGAGAGUCUUCCUACAAUGAGUUGAGGACAAGAUUCAAUGCAGCACAAAGCCAAGUUGAUGAGUUAAUGAGAAGGUUGCAGCAGACUGAAACACAGAAUACAACGCUGAACACCGAGAACAGCCGCCUGAAGAAGAACAUCUGUGCGCUCAUUAAAACAGCUAAAAUGGAGGUUGUGCGGAAGGACGAGGAGAUAAAUAGGUUGAGCCAAAGUUUCAGGCCAAGGAGGGGUCCUGUAGUUCACCAUCAAUCUCAGAUGAACUGCCUGAGAAAUCAAAUUCCAACCAGACAGAAUCCUACGGAGCAGUCACAACCUAGCCAACCACAAGUUCCGACCAGACUGAAUCCUACGGGGCCGUCUCAACUUAGCCAACCACUAAUUCCAACUAGACAGAAUCUUACAGGGCAGCCUCCACCAAGCCAACCACCGGGUCCUAGAAAGGAUUGUGUUGUAAAGGAUCUUAGCCAGCUCCUCUGUAAAGACAGAGAUGUGGUCCACCCCCUUCUCCCUCCAACCCCCUCUGAUGCAACAGUUUUCCGACCACCUCUUCUUGAUGCAACAGUUCUCAGACCACCUCUUCCUGUCACUUCAAAGACAGCUAGAGGAGAUUCAGAAGCUCUCGUGAAACGCACUGUUAGUAGUUCCAGCCAGGACUCUGUGAUUAGACACCCUACACGUGAACUUGGCCCGUCAGACGAGCCGAAACAAACCAAACACCGAGAAGGCGGAGGUGAAAAUCCCAGGCUGCCCGACUCAAAGGAGCAGCGGAAAUGUAACUCCAAGUCAAGCAAAUACCCUCGUCUCUCAGAUCUUGAAGUAUGCAGGAGAUCAGAGCGGGCUAAAAAUCCAACCUCGGACAUUUUGCAUUGCAGUGCUUCCUCUAACCGCACUUCUGAAGGAUUGUCUAAAGAUUGUGCAGCCUAUCAAUCAAAAGGUUCUAGUCGGCAUUAUAAGGAGCUCAGGCGUGAUAAGGAUGAUGAUAAUAGGCAUAGUAGAAGUACUAAAGACAUUUCCUCUAACAGAAAGCACGCCUAUUUGAAUCAAGCCAGUGUCACUGAACGAUCCAGUGAAUCUUUUAAUCGCAAGGGAGGGACAAGUCCUCCAAGGGACCAUCGAAGGAAAGAGGAGAGAAGAAGAGAGGAUGAGAUCAGAAAAGAAAAGAAUAGAUCAAAAAAAUCAGGAGAAAGAAAAAGCACUUGUACAGAGAGAAGAAGAACAAAGGAAAGUGACCGAUGCAGUACGGACGUAAGUAAGGACAAGACAAUGAACAACAGUAAAGUCGGGGGGCAAAAGACAGAUGAGAAGUCUGAAUUGCUUCCAUCUGAGGCUAAAGUGGCUGAGAAAAGCUCUGUAGAGGAAAACGGUCCAAACAGAAAGUUAAGUUUCAUGGAAACUCUGAAUCUUACCCUGUCACCAGUUAAAAAACCAAGACAGCCUGCUGAAACCAAGGAACAGGAGGGCACACCACCUGAGGAAGUUCCUGACGACCAGUCAGCGGAAGACAGCGGACAGCCUGAUCUAGACGAAUUAAUAAUCUUAGACGAAAUCAACAGUAGUGUGGUACAGUCCUCUUCAGAAAUCCCAAUGCCUUCAGAACCUGAAAGUAUUAACCUUAGACAUACAGACAAAGAACCUUGUCAGGAUGCUAGCAAAGGUCUGGCUGAGGCCACAGUGGCCAAAAAGCAACCUAAGUGCCAGUUAGAAGUGGAAGACACUAUUGUCCAAGAUGUCUCAGAAGGUAGGCCUGAGCUGCCGGAGGCCACAGUGGAUCAGAGGACUGAACCCACCACACCAGAACCUCUCAGGAAGGUUUGUGUUUCAGCUCGAGACUGUGACAUUGUUUUGAGAACUCCACUGAAAAGCAGACCUGAACAAUGUGCCUCUGCAAAUAAAAUUUGUGAGUCUGAGGAUUUUACUGCUGCUGCUGUCACUGCUACUACUGUUACUGGGAAUUGUGGAAACAAUUCAAAUAAUGACACUGGCCUAUCUUCUAACGGAUUUACCCCUGACCAUUCAAUGGAAAAUGAAACUCCCAGUGCUUUGGUCUGUAAAAGUCAAGCUGUUGAAACUGUGACACAAGUUCCACCUGCUGCUGCUGUUAUUUCAAGUUCUAGUCUAGAUGUGACGGCAGAGGUGCAAGAUAUUUCCAAGCAUGGUGUUUCCAGUACGAUUAGCAUGGAGGUAAUUCCAGAGAUCUGCAUUACAUCUGAGAUCGUUAAUGAUGUCACAGAGAUACCUCUGGAGUGUGUGAAAGAGAAAGCUGUUGUGGAACAAAGUUCACCGUUGAGCAGUAUUGCUGUGUCUAAGGUGAGCAGCACAACAGGAGAGGUUGCACCAUCAGCACAGCACAACAGUGGUUUGUCACAAACACCAAAGAAGUCCCUCAAUUCUGAGCCAAGUUACACAGAGAAUGAGGACGUGAAUGUUGAGCCCUCUAGCUCCAUUCCAUUGGCCCAUGAUGAGGACUCGAUGAGGCUUACACUGAGCAGCCUUAAAGGUAUUCCAGAUGCCAUCAGCCCACUCACAAGCCCAGUCCGUCCAAUGAGGAAAAGCCAUCAGCCGCCAUGUCACAGCAAACCUGCUUACGUCAAAAGUCUUCGCAAAGAGUUGACCAGUGCUGCUGGGGAUCCCAAUUCAAAGAAGUUGGAUGUGAAUAUGGAGAACAAGAAUCCUGGCCGCUCCAUUGCAAGUGCUACACAACAAGAUGUGGAUCGGGCUUCUGUCCGUUCUUCCAGCCCUGAGGAUGAAUUGGAAGAGGGAGAAAUUCUUAGUGAAGGGGAAGAACCUCCAAUCACGCCAAGUUCUCCAGCCAAAACGGUUAGGCCCACAAGCACUGUUAAAAGUCAACAAAUUCCCAAGUCAUCCCCUAGACUUUCCAAGAAGUCGCCUGAAGAGCAAGGGAAUUCUAAACUCCUAAGUAAAACCUUGAGUUCACCAGUUGGAAGCCCCAUGUCAAAAGCUCGCUAUAAAACUGUUCAACCUCCGUUACCCAAAGCUGCCUUGUGUACCGUGGAGGAGGUUAUGGCCAUGUUUGUUAAGAUCCGCUAUGCGUGCAGGAAAAAGUACAUGAAGCUUCGUUCAACCUUCUCUAAGGAACGCUUCUGCGGUGUUAUGGACAUGUCCCUUGACUCUUUUACAGACUUUGUUGAUAGUGUUAGCUUCACUAAACUAUGCAGCCAAGAAGAUGACCUCAAAGUGAAACUGAAGAAUAACAUACUGUCUGUUUUGAGUAAGUUAUCAAAUAAUGGCAUUGUCAACCGCAUCUUUGACCAGGAACCACUUAAUAUGAAGUCGAAGCUGUGGGAAUUUGUGAAUGUGCAGUUAGACUUCUUAUUCAAGGAAAUUCAGACUGCUCUGAGAAGGGUUUGCAAAUCCUCAAAUGGAAACCAGUCUGCAGGAGCUGAAAAAAGGGACUUGAGUCUCUCCAAGCAGCCAGUGAAGUCCCCCAAGCAGCCAGUGAAGUCCCCCAAGCAGCCAGUGAAGUCCCCCAAGCAGCCAGUGAAGUCAUCGGUGUCCACAGCCUCUAAACUUAAAAGACCGCAGGGAGCGGUACAAAAAACGAAUUGUGUGUCCAGAACAUCUGCAAGUAAAAGACCGCAAGAGGAAUUAACAGAGUGUGUUGAACCCAACAUAAAAAGAACCAGGGCUCAGACUCUCCCCCCUUGCAAAACCGGUCUUGGAAGAGGCAAAAAUAUUAAAAUGUCAUUUGAAGAAGAUAAGGAAUCAGAGCCUCAAACCUCAGAUCAUCCUCUUAUGCAACCUCCAAUGCAACCUCCUUUGCAACACGGGUUAGAGAUCUUACCAUCAAACAGCUCUUCAUCUGCUGAGAAAACAGCAGCCUAUGUUCGCCGGCUGUCUCAAAAUGGCUCACUCCAUGACAAGUCUGACUUCGAAAUCCUCACAGAACAGCAAGCCUCCAACCUAACAUUCAACCUGGUGACAGACUCCCAGAUGGGAGAGAUCUUCAAGUGUCUCUUACAAGGGUCUGAUCUGCUAGAAACUAGUGUCUCAGCUGGGGACAAUCAGGGCUGGCCUCUUGGUACUCCUCGGAAAGGAGAGCGCUUCCGAGGCGUUACCACCCCAAGCAAAGUUGGUACCACAACCAAAGUUGGUACUCCCUCUAAAGUCAUUGCCACAUGGUCUUCUAUUUCACCUUGCAAGUUUUCCUCUCCAAAUUCAAAAGUCCAAAUUCCACUAAAUCCAGCUCUGUUAGAUGAGAGUUGCAUGUUAGAGGUGCCCUCCAGCCUACCAGAAGUCAAAAUGACAUCACAGUCCAGUGUGUUCUCGCAGAGAUCUUAUUCCAUUUUGGCAGAAGAUCUGGCUGUCUCCCUCACAAUUCCUUCGCCUCUCAAGUCUGACAAUCACCUCAGCUUCUUGCACCCAGCCAACGUGGAGCCCACGUCUGCUCCAGAUAGUGUCAUCAGUGCACACUUCAGUGAGGAUGCUCUUAUGGAUGGGGAAGAUGCUACAGAGCAGGACAUUCACCUUGCCCUGGACACAGACAACUCCAGCGGUGCGUCAAGCGGUGGUGGCAGGACUAGGGAGGCUCCUGUUAACCCCCUGUUUCACUUCAAGCCUCACUUGCCCAUGCAAGCAGUAGUGAUGGAGAAGUCAAAUGAUCAUUUCAUUGUGAGGAUACGGCAUGCAAACACCAGCCCAGACAUCAACUUCUCCAACCUAGGCAACAACUCCACCAGCCUAGUGGUCAACCCCACAUGCCUAGGAGUUAAAUCAACAAGCCAAGGAGUCAACUCUUCAAGCCCAGGAAGUGUAAAAUCUACCUACCCAGGAAAUAACUCCACCAACCCAGACACAAACUCAAGCUACCCAUGUGUCAACUCCACAAGCCCACAAGUCAACUGCACCAACCCAGGCAUCUACCCCACAAGUGCAGACAUCAAUCCAAGGGCUGUCUCAAGCCCUCAAACACCACCAGGAGAAGAACAACAUGGCAAAGACAAAGCUCAUCCCACAGGAAAAACUCCUUCUAAAACCCAUUUUUCAGAGGCCAGUCCUCCUUUCUACCUUUCCACAAGCACCGAAACAGCAUCUGCGCUAUCUUCACCAUGCCUCACCAUCAUAGAAGACACACCGGAGAGAGACCACAGCAAGGGUAAGACCGGGAAAAAGAGGACAAAGCACCAUGUUGAAAUGAAAGCAAAGCGGCCUAAAAAGGAGGUGAUCCCUGAGAAGAUCAAGCAUAAAAAGAAGUCCUCAAAAAGUGCCAAAGGAAAGGAGACUAGAAGCUCCAGGAGAGAGAGAAGUAAAGUCACUACUCCACCCCAAUCUACCCCAUCACCCAACAGCCUGUCUGCCAAGAAUAUCAUCAUAAAAAAGGGUGCAGUGGUGGUGACUUGGACAAGGGAUGAAGACCGAGAUAUUCUCCUCUCGCUGAAGAUGAAAGGUGCCUCUCCGGGUACUUUCUCUGCCCUAUCGGAGAAGAUGAACAAGACACCCGCUCAGAUUGCAGAGAGAUUUUCUCAGCUGAUGAAGCUUUUUAAGAAGAAGAAGAUGGCAAGUUGACUUUCCAGAAUCGUAGAAUUUUUCUUUAUUCAAUGACGAUUUCAUGUACUAUGCUUUUUUUUUUUAAACUCAGAUGUUACAAGGUCAAUGCUUGAAUUUCCCAGUUGAUGAAUGAGCAGAAGCAGAUCAUCUGAAUUUGAUCCCUGUAAUUGAUGGCCUUGGAACAGAUGAAGGCCAAAUCAACUAGAUCUCAAACUGAAAUGUUUUUUUGUGGGGUGGUCAGUAUGGAUCAGAAUAUCCUUGAGGUAACAUCCACACAGGCUUCAAUGUAUCAUCUCCCCACAGCCUAAAUGAAUAAGCUGUUUUGGUACAUCUGCUGAUUUAGCAGAUUUGUAAGGUAUUUUUUAUUUUUGUUGCGUUAAAUCUAAUCUACCAUAUUGAUCCUGGGCAAUAUCCCAUAUCAACUUCACGACUCUUAAUAUGCCCCAGCAAGUUUAUACCGUAUGUGGAGUUAAACACUGCAGCAAUCAUACAUGUAAUCUGAAGUAAUUGACACAUUUUAGCAGUAAAUGGGGAAUUGUCUCUAAUACUUUUAUGGAGCAUUGCCGCAUGUAAUAAUGUUACUUUUUAUACAACGUCUGGGGGGGGGGGGGGGUGUUUGGAAAUAAAGAUUGGAACUACAAUUCAGGUCACAUUUAUAUCUUAUUUCAUGCUGUAAGGUCACAUGGCAGAAAGUACAUUUUACUGUACAGUAUGUCAACAGUAUUCUAUUUUGGAUAUAUAUUGUACUGACUUCAAGAUGGUCAGUUAAAUUAAUAAAUAAGGCGUACAUGUUCCAUUUUUAUGUACGAUUCAAGGUGGUACGUUUAUAGAAAUUAAGGAUUUUAAAGGGAACAUUUCUUGACAUAGAUUUUUGGUUGGUUGGUUUUGGAUGAGUGACUACCUGGUUAACAAAUGUACACUGUAUAUUGUACAUAUUUUGGUUUUGUAAAUAAAGUGUAUUUAUUUAA
This is a messenger RNA of Salvelinus namaycush (lake trout), 6832 nucleotides long. Its product is annotated as CASP8-associated protein 2-like. The transcript is spliced from 10 exons. The record is from RefSeq and is a predicted model, not a curated record. The coding region runs from base 144 to 5882 and encodes 1912 amino acids. Gene Ontology annotation, molecular function: transcription corepressor activity. Gene Ontology annotation, biological process: Fas signaling pathway; extrinsic apoptotic signaling pathway via death domain receptors. Gene Ontology annotation, cellular component: mitochondrion; PML body. NCBI's taxonomy places the organism in Eukaryota, Metazoa, Chordata, Actinopteri, Salmoniformes, Salmonidae.